AUGCUACUAAGGGUUGCAACGGUGGUGCUGGUGGCGGCGGCUACGGUGGCGUCAGCGUCGGCUUCGAUGCCGCUUGAGACAGCGUCGCUUGGAACAGCGUCGCUUGGAACAGCGUCGCUUGAGACGACAUUCAAGUUUGAGGCGGAGACAGCGGAGUUGAUGAACAUCUUAAUUGACUCGUUGUACACAGAUAAGGAUAUCUUUCUCCGGGAGCUAGUGUCAAAUUGUAAUGAUGCAAUUGAGAGAUACCGGUUGAGUAGGCUUAUGCAUGACGAGGGUCGCGGUGACGAGGGUCAUGGUGACGAGGGUCAUGGUGACGAGGGUCAUGGUGACGAGGGUCAUGGUGACGAGGGUCAUGGUGACGAGGGUCAUGGUGAGGAUGCAGGGUACAAGGGGGAGAUCAAGGUGUUAGUGGAUGACGUAAACAACCGAAUAUUUGUGGUGGAUAAUGGUGUAGGAAUGUGCAGGAAGGAUUUGAUAGAUCGGCUGGGUAAAAUAGCGAACAGUAGCGCGCGUAAUUACGGCAAGUUUGGGGGCGCUGAUGUCAUUGGCAAGUUUGGGGUCGGUUUCUAUAGUGUGUUUUUAGUGGCGGAUCAAGUGGUAGUCCAUAGCAAAUGCCAACAGGAGCGAGAUGUACAUCGAUGGACUAGUUUGGAUAGGACGUCCUACACAGUUGCAAAGGAUGAGGAGGAGCUUGUUGGUGAUCAUGGGACGAUGGUUGAACUGAUAAUAAAGAAGGAUUUACGAACACGAUAUUUAGACAAGCAGGAACUAAAAAAAAUUAUACUGGCGUAUGAUACCUUCAUGAAAUACCCAAUAUCAAUCGGGCAGUUCCAUGCAACAGAAGAAUAUGAGAGACUAGAUCUUGAAAAGCCCAUAUGGUUAAGAAAGGAUGUGAGGGAUGAAGAUGAAAAAGAAUAUUCGAAAUUCUUCAAGACACAUUGGAAUAAAAAUAAAGACCCAAUAACUCAUAUACAUUUUACUGCCCAGAGCGGUGAAUCAGAUUUUAUAGGUCUUAUAUUCGUACCCCAAAGAGGUAAAGAAGAUGUGUUUAAUGAUAUAAAUAAAGUUGAACAGAGCAACUUUCAAUUAUUCAUUAAAAGAGUUCUUGUCGCAAACAAUCUUGAUAAAUUUGUUCCCCCAUAUUUGAAUUUCUUGUAUGGUAUUAUUGAUGCUGAUAACUUACCGCUCAAAGUGGAUCGUCAAUCGUUGACCGAUUCAAGAAUUGUACGUCAAAUAAAGCGAAAGGUUUUAUUGAAGACAUUUGAAAUGUUGAGAACUUUAUCAAAGUCAUAUCCGAAGAAAUAUAUGCGAGAAUUUUGGCAAGGAUAUGAUCAGAAUAUGGCGUUAGGAUGCACACAUGAGACAGAUAAGAAAAUGAAAGAAAAGAUUUUAUCUUUAUAUCGUUUCAAAUCAAUUAAUGUGAAGGAUACUAUAAAGUUGGAUGAUGAUGAUGAUAGGAUAGAUGAUAGGAUAGAUGAUAGGAUGGUUAUGGGAUGGACAACAUUGGAUGAUUAUGUGAGUUCGAUGAAGACUCAUCAAAAAGAUAUAUAUUAUUAUCAUUAUGGAUCGACGGAGUUUGAUGUUAAUAUCCCUGUUAUCGAGUUUUAUGUCAGGAAUAAGGUACCAGUAUUGCUCUUGUCCAAUACAUUUGAUGAAGGAUGUUUAGUACAAAGUGAGAAAUAUAAAAAUUUCAAAUUACAAUCUAUCGAGCGUGAACAGAUCUCUAUUGAGCAUCUGGUUCGAUUACAAUACAAUGAUGUCAGCCCACAAGACAUCAUUAUACAUACUAAGAAUGCUGAACGUGAUCAGGAACGUAUUAUAAAAUUGUAUGAUCCGCUCGUGAAACGUAUCCGUAAAGUUCUCGGUCAUUUUAUUGACGUGAAAAUUAGCUACAGACUUCUCCAGUCGCCCAUUCUAAUUUCUGUUCCAUCCCAUGGCUUCACUGCUAACUAUGAGAAAAUGAUCAAAACGCAGAUUGGUGGUGCGGAUCAGCAGCUUCAAAAAAUUCUCAGCCAAAUCAAAACCGUAGAAAUCAAUCCCUACCAUCCAAUCCUCAAGAACUUGCUACAACGAGUGAUGGAACAACCGGUAAGCCAAGUGGAUAAUCAACCAGAUGACAUUGACCGAACCAUUAAUAUCCUUUAUCAGUCAGGACUUCUUAAUGCUGGGUUCGAUCUCACCAACCUACCACUGCUAAGGAAACAUAUUAACGAAGCACUUUUAACCCAGCUUAAUAUAGAUGAUCCCAACGACUACGACUUGGACCAAUUGCUGGACAACGCCGCAGCUAACAUUCUUGACGCCCCCGACCACGACGAUGCCCCCGACCACGACGAUGCCCCCGACCACGACGAGCUCUAG
Gregarina niphandrodes is the source of this 2364-nucleotide messenger RNA. Its product is annotated as putative heat shock Hsp90 family protein. Bases 1 to 2364 code for a protein of 787 amino acids. Gene Ontology annotation, molecular function: ATP hydrolysis activity; ATP binding; ATP-dependent protein folding chaperone. NCBI's taxonomy places the organism in Eukaryota, Apicomplexa, Conoidasida, Eugregarinorida, Gregarinidae. The record is from RefSeq and is a predicted model, not a curated record. Gene Ontology annotation, biological process: protein stabilization; protein folding; cellular response to heat. Gene Ontology annotation, cellular component: protein-containing complex; perinuclear region of cytoplasm; cytosol. The transcript has 2 exons.